Molecule: messenger RNA, 729 nt
Organism: Lasiosphaeria miniovina
Lineage: Eukaryota; Fungi; Ascomycota; Sordariomycetes; Sordariales; Lasiosphaeriaceae
Product: dolichol-phosphate mannosyltransferase
Exons: 2
Coding region: 1-729 (242 amino acids)
Biological process (GO): protein O-linked glycosylation via mannose; GPI anchor biosynthetic process; dolichol-linked oligosaccharide biosynthetic process
Cellular component (GO): endoplasmic reticulum membrane
Molecular function (GO): dolichyl-phosphate beta-D-mannosyltransferase activity
Source: RefSeq, a predicted model, not a curated record
AUGGCUAAGUCGAGCCGGAAGGACCUGUACUCAGUGAUUCUCCCAACCUUCAACGAGCGCCAAAAUCUGCCAAUUAUUACCUGGCUACUCAAUCGCACAUUCUCCGAACAGAAACUUGACUGGGAGCUAGUAAUUGUCGACGACGGCUCGCCCGACGGUACGCAGGAUGUCGCGAAGCAGCUAGUCAAAGCAUAUGCGCCGCACGUCCAGCUUCAGCCGCGGACCGGCAAGCUGGGCCUGGGCACCGCAUACGUACACGGCUUGAAGUUUGCCAAAGGCAACUACAUCAUUAUUAUGGACGCCGACUUUAGCCACCACCCCAAGUUCAUCCCGCAGAUGAUUGAGAAGCAGCGUGUCGGCGGCUACGAUAUCGUUACGGGCACGCGCUACGCCGGCAACGGCGGUGUCUAUGGCUGGGACCUGAAGCGGAAGCUGACGAGCAAAGGCGCCAACAUCUUUGCCGACACAGUGCUCCGCCCCGGCGUCAGCGACUUGACGGGCAGCUUCAGGCUGUACAAGCGUAGCAUCUUGGAGAAACUCUUUGAGAGCACCGAUGCCCGCGGCUUCACGAUGCAGAUGGCACUCGCCGUCACGGCCAAGGCAAAGGGUCUCUCAAUUGGGGAGGUGCCCAUCUCAUUUGUCGACAGAGUAUACGGCGACAGCAAGCUGGGCGGAGAGGAGAUUGUAGAAUACGCCAAAGGCGUCCUUCAGCUUUGGUGGACGACAUGA